Oncorhynchus keta (chum salmon) is the source of this 756-nucleotide messenger RNA. RefSeq lists its product as uncharacterized. NCBI's taxonomy places the organism in Eukaryota, Metazoa, Chordata, Actinopteri, Salmoniformes, Salmonidae. The record is from RefSeq and is a predicted model, not a curated record. The transcript is spliced from 3 exons. The coding region runs from base 187 to 756 and encodes 189 amino acids.
GCUGGAGACUUCAGGUGCGCCUCCACGGCCCAGUGUAUCCGGUGCCUGCUCCAAGAACCAGGCCUCCUGUAUGUCUCCCCAGCCUGCCUGGUGAGUCCUGUGCCUGCUCCAAGAACCAAGCCUCCUGUAUGUCUCCCCAGCCUGCCUGGUGAGUCCUGUGCCUGCUCCAAGAACCAAGCCUCCUGUAUGUCUCCCCAGCCUGGUGAGUCCUGUGCCUGCUCCAAGAACCAAGCCUCCUGUAUGUCUCCCCAGCCUGGUGAGUCCUGUGCCUGCUCCAAGAACCAGGCCUCCUGUAUGUCUCCCCAGCCUGGUGAGUCCUGUGCCUGCUCCAAGAACCAAGCCUCCUGUAUGUCUCCCCAGCCUGGUGAGUCCUGUGCCUGCUCCAAGAACCAAGCCUCCUGUAUGUCUCCCCAGCCUGGUGAGUCCUGUGCCUGCUCCAAGAACCAGGCCUCCUGUAUGUCUCCCCAGCCUGGUGAGUCCUGUGCCUGCUCCAAGAACCAGGCCUCCUGUAUGUCUCCCCAGCCUGGUGAGUCCUGUGCCUGCUCCAAGAACCAAGCCUCCUGUAUGUCUCCCCAGCCUGGUGAGUCCUGUGCCUGCUCCAAGAACCAGGCCUCCUGUAUGUCUCCCCAGCCUGGUGAGUCCUGUGCCUGCUCCCAGAACCAGGCCUCCUAUAUGUCUCCCCAGCCUGGUAAGCCCUGUGGCUGCUCCAUGCACCAGGCUGCCUCCUAUCCCACGUCUCUUCACUCCCCAGCCUGA